Daphnia carinata is the source of this 2535-nucleotide messenger RNA. RefSeq lists its product as uncharacterized. Gene Ontology annotation, molecular function: nucleic acid binding. The coding region runs from base 1 to 2535 and encodes 844 amino acids. Gene Ontology annotation, biological process: DNA integration. Lineage: Eukaryota; Metazoa; Arthropoda; Branchiopoda; Diplostraca; Daphniidae. The record is from RefSeq and is a predicted model, not a curated record. The transcript has 2 exons.
AUGACUGGGUUGAACGAGUUUGCCAAAUUGAAAAUCCCUCGCUGGAUAGGCUACUCGAAAAGGGUCAUAAAAUCAGCAGAAAUUCACGUUUUCGGUGAGGCAUCUGAGGCGGCGUACGGAGCCGUUGCUUACGCAAGGCUCCAAACAAAAAACAACGAAACCAGCAUUCACUUUCUAGCCAGUAAAACGAAAGUGGCACCUCUCCCAAAGAAAAAAGUUACCCUACCACGACUGGAGUUAUUGAGCUCACUUUUAGCCGCACGGUUAGGAGAAAAAUUGAAAAAUUUUCUCCACAUAGAGUCAUGGCGAACCAUAUUCUGGGCGGACUCUUUGGUAGCACCUGGGUGGAUCAGAGGAGAUCUUAACAGAUGGAAACCAUUUUUUAGGAACCAAGUUGAAGCUAUCAGAAAGCUGUCUGAAGUAAGUUGGUGGCGGCACUGCCCGGGCAUACACAAUCCUGCGGAUCUUGCCUCGCGGGGAGCGCCAGCGUCAGCGCUGGUACACUCGGAGCUAUGGUGGAAUGGUCUACCAUGGCUAAAGGAAGAAACAGAAUGGCCGGAUUCAACACCCGAUGCAGGAGAGACGAGCAUCUACGAAAAGAUCGAAGCGGAAGCCAAAGGAAAAACCGUCAUCAUGUCGGUGGCUACCGUGGAACCAGCUACCCCAAUGGAAUGGCAUCUGGAACGAAUUCCAUCAUGGAAUCGACUACUUCGACGAACCGCCUGGAUGCUUAGGUUCAUCUCCAAGAAUCGCCCCAUCAACAGAACGCAAAUCCAAACGCCAAUUAAGAUAGGAGACGAAAAAGAAAUACUGGUAGACCAUCUAACAGUAGAGGAACUGACGAGGGCGGAGCUACUUAUCUACAGGCAGCUCCAAAAAGAAGCAUUUCCAAAGAUGUUUCAAGACCUACAAGAGGGAAGGCAACCACACCACAAGGAGAAAAUUGCCAAACUCCGACCAGUGUGGGAUGAAAGAGACAAGGUGAUCAGAGUGACCGGAAGGGUCGAGUUGGCACUAAGAGACAGGGACAUUGAACCUGCCAUACUGCUGCCCACUCACCAUCCAGUUGUGAAAUUGCUCAUUGCCGACAGACAUGUCUCACUGAAACACGCCGGAGUGAAAACUACCCUCUCCGAUUUAAGGGAACGUUUUUGGAUUAUUAAAGGGCGCCAGAAGACUAAGUCAGUUUGGCAUGCCUGCGUCAAGUGCCAACGGCUAACUUCACCGCCAUUUACAGAAGUAGCUGCACCUCUACCAUUGAAUCGCUUGAAACAAGCGAAAGCCUUCGAAAUCACGGGUGGGGAUUUCGCAGGGCCUUUGUAUUACAAACACCCAAUAUCGCGUAAGAAACGCAAGCAAGCGGAACUUACGACCUCCGUGGAUCCCCCACAAACGGAUGAUCCAAGUAUGGAGACUCCAGCAGAGCAUCCAGCCAUGGAACAAACGGAGGAAAAAGAAAACCUCCAACCGGACGACUCAGGCAAGAAGAAAAAGGGUACAAUCAAGCAACCCAAAAGUUAUGCCUGCUUAUUCACCUGUGCGGUGACCAGGGCCGUCCACCUGGAGUUAACUAAAACCAUGUCAGCACGUGACUUUCUCCUAGCUUUCCGAAGAUUUUCGGCUAGGAGAGGUAACGUGUCUGUCAUGUAUUCGGACAACGCACAAACAUUUAGGUGCGUUUCCAAACACUUAAAGGUCUUGAGAUCGGAUCCAGCGAUCCACGACCUUCUAGCCAUGCGAAAAACCGAGUGGAUCUUCUCCGCCAGCCUAGCCCCAUGGUGGGGAGGCUUUUGGGAACGCAUGGUUAGGACAAUGAAAGACCUACUACGGCGUUCCAAUGGCCGUGCGUGUCUAGAAUACGACGAGUUGGAAGUCAGUUUGAUCGAGACAGAAAGUGUAGUGAACGCAAGGCCACUCACUUAUGUGGCAGAGGGGAGUGAUGAUGCACUUCCCAUCACUCCAAACCAAUUUCUGAACAACAGACGAUCUAAUUGCACUCCGCCGGAGCCAGCAAUUAACCUACUGACUCCCGACCCAACCAACGCACGACUCAUCGAGAUGGACCGUCUACGCAGAGACUACGUCAAGGACACUUGCGAGCGAUUCGUGAAUGACUACUUGCUCCAAGUAGACAAUUUUCACUGCAAAGGAGGGCCUGGACGCAAGAUCCGAGUAGGCGAAGUUGUCAUCAUCCACGAUGACAACACAAAACGACUUAUGUGGACAGUCGGUGUAGUGAAGGAGCUGAUUUCCAGCCGAGACGGGCUGAUUCGAUCGGUAACGGUCAAGACCCCUAACGGCAACUUUAUUAACCGAGCGAUUCAGUCCCUACACCCCCUGGAAUUACGCGAGGACCAGCCCGACGACGUUGAAGCACUACCCGCGCCGGAGAUGGAGCCGGAAGAAAACACAACUCCAUCCGUGUCAGCCGCCAGCCCGGUCGAAGAGAGCGAGCCGUGGAGCACGGGCUCUGGUGGGGAGUGUGUUGGGAGUAAAGUCAGAGCACGGGCUGACUAUUCCCUUCAAUACAAAUGA